AUGAGGGCCGUGGUGUUACUGUUGGCCAGUGCAUUGUGCGGCCUCGUAGUUUCAAAAAACCUACGACCAGCUCCUCACGGACUCCAUGUGCGCGAUAUUGACCCGGAAGAUCUCUAUCCUGGAUACAACAUCUCCGUACCAGUUGAUCAUUUUCACAACGAUUCGAGAUAUGAGCCGCACUCGAAUGAGUCGUUCAACUUGCGCUACUUUUUUGAUGCACGGUACUACCAACCUGGCGGGCCUGUGAUUGUGCUGCAAAGUGGCGAAACCGAUGCCGCUGGGCGUCUCCCCUUCCUACAAAAGGGGAUUGUUGCCAUACUGGCUCAAGCAACCAACGGCAUCGGAGUUGUGCUGGAACACAGAUACUAUGGAACCAGUUUCCCAACGGCAAACCUCUCGACGGAAAACUUGCGCUUCUUGAGCACUGAUCAAGCGGUGGCCGAUCAGGCAUACUUUUCAUCCCACGUUGUCUUCCCUGGUCUCGAGCACUUGAACCUGACUGCUCCAGGAACCGCCCAUAUCGCGUAUGGUGGAUCUUAUGCUGGCGGUAUGGUUGCAUUUCUGCGGAAGCUCUAUCCCGAGUUGACUUGGGGAGCAAUCUCCUCGUCUGGGGUGACCGAGGCCAUCUAUGAUUUUUGGCAAUACUACGAGCCCGUGCGACAGUACGCUCCCGCCGAAUGUGUUGCCACCCAGGUGAAGCUGAUCAAUGUCAUGGACAAUAUCCUGCAAAAGAAUGACAGCAACGAGGUGAAACGGCUCAAGAGUGCCUUUGGGAUGGAAGAGAUGACGUAUAGCGACGAUUUCGCGCAGGUGGCUUCGGGUGGCAUUGGCAAUUGGCAGUCAAACAACUGGGAUCCGGCUGUUGGCAGCCCCAAUUUUGGAGACUACUGUGGCAACAUUACAUCUGACGAAAUUCUUUGGCCCGACUAUGAGAAUCGGUCAUCAGCAGCAGCAGCUUUGAUUGAGGCAGGUGGCUGGGGGAACGAGAGCGACAGUUUGACGAAUCGGGCGUUGAACUGGUUUGCAUGGAUAAACAAUGACUAUGUUCCUAGCUGUGAAGACAGUCUGGAUGAGUGCUAUGGUUAUCACAACAGCUCGGCCGCCAUGUAUACGGACAAGGACGUCUCCAAUUUCGAUGCGCUCUCCUGGUCAUAUCAGACUUGCACCGAGUGGGCAUAUUGGCAGACGGGAUCAGGAGUGCCAAAGGAUCAGCUCCCAUUGAUCUCUCGACUCUUGACCGUGGAGUAUCUCACGCUUGGUUGUCGAUAUGCAUUCAACAUUACAUCAAAGCCCAACCUUGAAGCAGUGAACAAGUACGGAGGGUUCAACAUCUCGUACCCGCGUAUGGCGAUCGUUGGUGGAGAAGCCGACGUAUGGCGGCCGGCAACGCCCCUGGCAACUCUGGAUGUCCCUGAUCGGCUCAAUGAUACGAGUACUGGGAGUGAGCCGAUCAUCCUGAUCCCAGGAGCAGUGCACCACUGGGAAGAGAAUGGAUUGUUCGCCAAUGAAACGACGGCAGAGCUACCUCCGCCAGCCGUGGUCGACGCACAGAGAGAACUCGUUCAAGUAGUGCAGCUUUGGUUGGCAGAGUGGCAACAGAUGCAUGGUUCAAUGUCCACAGAUCCCAGCAGAUUUUGA
This is a messenger RNA of Exophiala aquamarina CBS 119918, 1638 nucleotides long. RefSeq lists its product as uncharacterized. The transcript has 2 exons. The record is from RefSeq and is a predicted model, not a curated record. Lineage: Eukaryota; Fungi; Ascomycota; Eurotiomycetes; Chaetothyriales; Herpotrichiellaceae. Bases 1 to 1638 code for a protein of 545 amino acids. Gene Ontology annotation, biological process: proteolysis. Gene Ontology annotation, molecular function: serine-type exopeptidase activity; dipeptidyl-peptidase activity.